UUGCAAUUUUCAUAACUAUUAGAUAAUUUAUUUCUGAAUAUAAAUGUACAGCAGACUUAACAAAACCGAUGAAAUGAGUGGAUUUGGCGAUGGUCCAACUAAGAAGCAAACCAGGAUCUUCUUUGUGAUCUUUUUGAUUGGAAUCAUAGUAGGAUUACUUGAGUCAAUCCUGGCAUUUAUUCAAAAUACCCAUAUCUUAGGAUUUCUUCUAGGAGGGCUUCUUUUUAUUCUAUCCUCUUUUGGGAUGGUAAGACUACUCAAAUUUAGAAAUAUCUUUGGAACAACACUUGCGAAGUGUAUUACUGUGAUCAUUUUAUGAGUUGUGGUCGCCUUGAGUCUUUUAGUGAGCAUCUUCGUCUUGAUCAAGCUUCUCAACUUUAUGACAAGCCCAAAUAUGAGAAAUCUUACCAAAAUGGAUGCUAUCGAUAUUGAAUCAACGAGUUUUGAAAAGUUGAAUUUGUCAGAAGAUGAAUUCAGCACCUUUGAUUUUGGUGAGGAGGAUCUAAAUAAAGUUGCUCAAGCUGCCCUGGAGUGCUUGACACCUCAUACUCAAUCAAGGAUUCAGCUCUAUGAAAAAACUGCAAUUAGCGCUACAAUCCACGCAACAGAUACUGAUGCCUUCCUCGGACUUGUAACUGAUACAGGCUUUAGUAUCAACCUUAUAGCUACUAAGAAAUGGGGAGGAGUUUGUCAGAAAAGAAUUACUGGGAAGGAAAUAGGAGCUUACGAAAAUUGUAUCGCUCCUAUAGUUGUCUGCAUUCUUGGAAAGAUUCAGUAGGUUAAAUAAAUUACGAAAUUAAAAAUUCAAC
This is a messenger RNA of Moneuplotes crassus, 809 nucleotides long. NCBI's taxonomy places the organism in Eukaryota, Ciliophora, Spirotrichea, Euplotida, Euplotidae. The record is from the annotation of a GenBank genome assembly.